AUGCGUCCCCACUUCGCUGUUGUGCUGCUUGCUGUGUCCUUGGUCGCUGCAAUGGACAAGGCUGAACGACUUCGCGAACCUAGCUCACCACCCAAUCGGAAGAGCGGCGACGACUCUGCUCAAGGGCAUGUACGAGGGGCUCUCACCACUGAUGAAGAAAGAGGGGCUAAUACGCUGUUUCUGAAUGCGGCCGCAAGUCAAGUCCCUCAUCUAAGGGAACGCGGGCAACUUGGUGCGUGGUUUCAGCCGCAGGAAGCCGUCAAAGAGACGACGGGCGACCAUGAACUCAUCCGUUUAUGGGACAACUAUGCAAAGUACAAUGCACAAGACAAUGUUGAUUCGUUCGCCAAUGUGGCGAGUACUUUUGGCGCUUUGGGUUCACCGUCGAUGAUCGCAAAGUGGAAGAGUGGUUCCAAGCGUGCGCAAAUUGCUGCUGUCAUCAUGGAGGAGAGGCUGAAGAACAUGCAGCAAGCUCAAGAAGUGCAACGUGACGUGGCCCGGGGGGCGAAGCUGGUAACGUACAAGCCGCCAUUCAUUGAAGAGUCAAACAACCCGAGAAAGCGAAAGAGCGAGUCCGACGACAAUCCGAGAAAGCACAGGCGUGGGUCCGACGAGUAG
Molecule: messenger RNA, 618 nt
Organism: Peronospora matthiolae
Lineage: Eukaryota; Oomycota; Peronosporomycetes; Peronosporales; Peronosporaceae
Source: the annotation of a GenBank genome assembly